AUGGCACAGCAAUCCAGCCCCUUCAUCAAGCAACUGGCGUCAAGCGACCGCAAACUCCGCCUUCGCGCACUCUCUUCCCUACGAACCUACCUCUCCGCCUCCCGCCCGACAUUCUUCACCCAGCUCGAUUUACUGAAGCUAUGGAAAGGCUUGUUCUACUGCCUGUGGAUGCAGGACAAGCCACUGCACCAGCAAAAUCUAUCGCGCGACCUCGCAGAUCUGGUCGACGUGCUAAAAGGGCAAGAGAAUGUGCUGGGCUUCCUUGAGGCAUUCUGGGUGACGAUGGCUAGAGAGUGGGCGAAUAUUGACCGAUUGAGGAUGGAUAAGUAUCUGUACCUUGUUCGGUGCUUCGUGCGAAAGGGGUGGGAGAUAUGCGCCGCGGAUCGAUGGGCGGAUGGGGAGCUUCUCGGGGCUUACUUGCGGAUGCUGGAGGCUAUUCCACUCAAUCCGAGGGACAUGAAAGUGCCUAAUGGACUGAGGCAUCAUGUUGUGGACGUCUACGUGGAUGAGCUUGAGAAGGCUGAUCCAAAUCAUGGGGCACCACUGAGUGUUAUGCUUAAGCCGCUGCGGAGGCUCGAAGAGGAGACGGUGACGAAGAGUGUGCGGAUGAGGGUACGAGAAGCCUUGGAGGACGAGCGAUUACAGGAGUGGCAGGUUGUGGACGUGGCGCAGCCUGAGGCCACGGAGAGCGCGGGUGAAAAGGCCGAAGACGGUGCUGAAACAGCUGCGCCUGACGACGACGACGUUGACGGAGACGGAGACGGAGACUUUAACGGGUUUGGAGACUGA
Messenger RNA from Baudoinia panamericana UAMH 10762, 789 nucleotides. RefSeq lists its product as uncharacterized. Lineage: Eukaryota; Fungi; Ascomycota; Dothideomycetes; Mycosphaerellales; Teratosphaeriaceae. Gene Ontology annotation, cellular component: preribosome, small subunit precursor; preribosome, large subunit precursor; nucleus. Gene Ontology annotation, biological process: rRNA processing. The record is from RefSeq and is a predicted model, not a curated record. The transcript is spliced from 2 exons. Bases 1 to 789 code for a protein of 262 amino acids.